AUGGCCAACUCCUUUGCAUCAAAGACCUUCACGGCACUUGCAGAUCUGUAUCCAAAUAUGGCUAACCUGAAAAUAAUUGGUAUAGUUAUUGGGAAAACAGAUGUCAAAGGCUUUCCAGACAGAAAAAAUGUUGGAUCCGAGAGGUACACUUUCAGUUUUACCAUUCGGGACUCACCAGCCCAUUUUGUAAAUGCAGCGUCCUGGGGCAGCGAAGGCUACAUCAGAUCUCUUUCUGACAGCUUCAGGAUUGGAGAGUGUGUGAUCAUUGAAAAUCCUCUCAUCCAACGAAAGGAAUUAGAAAGAGAAGAAAAAUUCAGCCCGGCAACUCCUGGCAACUGUAAACUAUUGCUCAGUGAGAAUCACUCCACCGUAAAAGUUUGUUCCAGUUAUGAAGUGGACACCAAGCUCCUUGCUCUGAUAUACUUACCUAUUAAAGAGUCUCGUGAUUACUAUUCACUGGGUGAUAUUGUUGCAAAUGGACACAGUCUGGAUGGAAAGAUUAUUAACGUGCUUGCAGCUGUGAGGUCGGUUGGAGAACCAAAAUACUUUACAACUUCAGACCGAAGAAAAGGCCAGAGGUGUGAGGUGAAACUCUAUGAUGAGACGGAGUCUUCUUUUACAAUGACAUGUUGGGAUAAUGAAUCUAUUCUAGUUGCACAGAGCUGGAUGCCACGAGAAACAGUAAUAUUUGCCUCAGAUGUAAGAAUAAGUUUUGACAAAUUUCGGAACUGCAUGACAGCAACAGUAAUCUCAAAAACCAUUAUUACAACUAAUCCAGAUACACCAGAAGCUAACAUCCUGUUGAAUUUUAUAAGAGAGAAUAAAGAAACAAAUCCUCUGGAUGGUGAAAUCGACAGUUAUCUGAAAGAUUCCAUAAAUUUAAACGCAAUAGUUGAUGUCUAUACAGUUGAACAAUUAAAGGUAAAAGCUUUGAAGAAUGAAGGGAAAGCUGACCCUUUCUACGGGAUUCUUUAUGCUCACAUUUCUACACUGAACAUUGAUGGUGCAACCACAACUGUUGUUCGACACCGAUGCUCGGGCUGUGGAUACGUUAUGAAGGAAGCAUCCGGCACCUGCCCUACUUGCCACCGAGAUUCUUUGGAACUUAAAUCUGUUUUUCUCAGCUUCCACUUGCUAAUUGAUGUCACUGACCACACAGGCACCCUCCAUGCCUGCAGCCUCACGGGAGGUGUUGCAGAGGAGACUUUAGGCUGCACGGUGAAUGAGUUUCUUACAAUGACGGAUGAACAGAAAACAGCGCUGAAGUGGCAAUUUCUUCUGGAGAGAAGCAAACUUUACUUAAAAUUCUUUUUAUCACAUAGAGCAAGGGGUGGACUGAGAGUUAGCGUGCUCUCGUGUAAGCUUGCAGACCCUACUGAGGCAAGCAAGAACUUGUCUGGACAAGGAAAUACUUAA
Puma concolor (puma) is the source of this 1416-nucleotide messenger RNA. Lineage: Eukaryota; Metazoa; Chordata; Mammalia; Carnivora; Felidae. The record is from RefSeq and is a predicted model, not a curated record.